Molecule: messenger RNA, 917 nt
Organism: Saccostrea cuccullata (small rock oyster)
Lineage: Eukaryota; Metazoa; Mollusca; Bivalvia; Ostreida; Ostreidae
Product: RNA-binding protein with serine-rich domain 1-A-like
Exons: 5
Coding region: 82-678 (198 amino acids)
Biological process (GO): mRNA splicing, via spliceosome
Cellular component (GO): ASAP complex; nucleoplasm; cytoplasm
Molecular function (GO): RNA binding
Source: RefSeq, a predicted model, not a curated record
AAGAAUAGAUUUUACCCAAUCAGAUAGUGUGUUACAUAUUGGGGAAGGGUUAAUCGGCGUCUAUUUUACUUUUACAUUAAAAUGGUUCGGAGCCAAAGCAAAAGUAGGGAAAGGAAGAAGAGUGGUUCAGAACGAGGCAGAGAGAGGAAGAGGAAGAAUUCUUCUAGUAGUGGAUCAGACUCCAGAUCACCAAAGAGGAGAAAGAAGAGCCCAGAACCCAAGCCUACAAAAGUUCACAUCGGAAAGCUAACACGGAAUGUGAAUAAAGAUCACAUCAUGGAGAUUUUUUCCAAUUAUGGCAGCAUCAAAAACAUAGAUAUGCCCUUAGACAGGGUGCAUUCUAACUUUACUAAAUUAUUUGCAUAUAUUGAAUAUGAAUCACCAGAGGAGGCAGAAAAGGCUGUGAAAUAUAUGGAUGGAGGUCAGAUUGAUGGACAAGAAAUUUCAGCAAGUGCAGUGUUGGCAGCUAGACCAGCAAGACCUCUACCACGAAGAAGUCCUCCCAGGAAUAGAGGUCCACCACCGAGGUGGGGCCGCCCAGCCUCCCCACGAUACAGGGAUAGAAGAAGGACACCACCUCCAAGACGAAGAAGUCCACCACCAAGGCGGCGCUCCAGAUCCAGGUCCCCCGCCAAAAGGAGGAGAUACAGUCGAUCAAGCUCCAGUUCAUCUCGAUAAAAGGAUGUCAUCCACUUGUCAUUCAUAGCAUCAUGCUGACCAUCCAAGGCUUCAUUCAGACAUUUCCUGCGAUAGUGACAGUGUUACUGAAUCACAAAACUUCUCAUUUAAGUGUAUUAUUUUUUUCUCGGAUCAAUGAGGAUAAAGUGGCUUCUAGCUAUAUAUGGGUUCUGUCUCUUUUUGUCAGACACACAUUCUUGUAUAAAUUUUGUUUUAAAUAAAAUUAAUGAUAAUUUUAA